Gadus chalcogrammus (walleye pollock) is the source of this 2901-nucleotide messenger RNA. Its product is annotated as caspase-8-like. Gene Ontology annotation, molecular function: cysteine-type endopeptidase activity. The transcript has 7 exons. Gene Ontology annotation, biological process: negative regulation of extrinsic apoptotic signaling pathway via death domain receptors; proteolysis. NCBI's taxonomy places the organism in Eukaryota, Metazoa, Chordata, Actinopteri, Gadiformes, Gadidae. The record is from RefSeq and is a predicted model, not a curated record. Bases 256 to 1401 code for a protein of 381 amino acids.
AACCGGCUCGAUAUAAACACAACCCCUCAGAGACAAGAUGCAUCACCAAGCACCAGCCAUGAGCCCACAGGUCCAGAGUGUGCAGACAAUGUCGGAGAUGGCUUGGUCAUCUGGAUAAAUGAUGCGACUACGGUGAGGGUGUUUAAGUCCAUUGAUUUUUACUACAAGGAACCCAGUUGUUUUCGCACAUUUACUGUAGCGCAGGUGGCUGACCUCAAACAUGAAGACUAUGUUGGAAAGAUCCAGGCAAAGGUCAUGUGCCUGCAGGAUGGCAGUAAAAUGGGCAAUGUCUAUGGCAAACUGCUGGAGCUCAAGGAAUGCCAUGUUGCUGACCGCACCGGGAAGAUGUGGCUGCAACUCUGGGGGGGGUGUAUUGGCCAAGUGGAGCAGGACGAGUCCUACGUCCUGGAGAACCUGUCGGUCCGUGAAGGGGUAGAGUUGUAUCUGACGACUACAAAGAACACCACCAUCCGGAUCUCAGAGGAGAAGGUCCAGGUUCCAGAAUCUGUUGCGAGGCAGCGACUGCAGGAGCUGGAUGCCAAGAAAUAUCCCAUGUCGGGUCCACAGAGAGGCUACUGCUUGAUCGUCAACAACUUUGACUUCAGCCGUUCCUCUCCAAAACUUAGUAAUCGAACAGGGACAGUAAAAGAUGCAGAGAGCCUGAGUCUUGUGUUCAGCUGGCUGGGCUUCCAGGUGGAGGAGGUGAAGGACGCCACCAGAGACCAGAUGCUCUCCUCCAUGCGGGAGCUGGCCAGCAGGGACCACAGUGGGAUGGACUGCGUCGCUUGCGUCGUCCUGAGCCACGGCCUGGAGGGCGGCGUGUACGGGGUGGACGGGGGGGUGGUCCGGCUGGAGAAGCUCAAAUGGUAUGUGAAUGGGGAGCAAUGCAGCUCCCUGAUAGGGAAGCCCAAGCUGUUCUUCAUCCAAGCCUGCCAGGGCAUCGAGGAGGAGAAGGCGGUCCCCGUCCCGGCCGACGGACCCGUCAACCCUAAGGUCCACGACCAAACUGACGGACCCAGCGGAUCCGGGGUCCCCGCCCAGACCGACGGACCCAGCCACCCUGGGGAUAUCCGCAGCGACUUUGCGUCAGCGACUGAGUCGAUACCCAUUACGGCAGAUUUCCUGACCGCCAUGGCUACCACUCCCUCCUAUGUCUCUCUCAGAGACAGGAAGAAAGGCACCUGGUUCAUCCAGUCCGUGUGCAAGAACCUUGAACUCUUGGUUCGACGAGACUUACUCAGUAUCCUGACGGAGGUGAACAACGACGUGAGCCAGAUGUCCGACCCCAACAGCAGCAUGAGACAGAUGCCCCAACCUAUCCACACUCUGCGGAUGAGUGUGUUCUUCCCAGUCCCUGAAAAGCUUCCUCCCAGUCUGCCCACCAGUUGCUCCCCGGGCUAAGUUCCAAUUGGUCAACUUGUGCACUAUAUAGUUCAAUACUUAGGGUGUCCCAUAUUGUAAAAUUUUCCAAAAUGAGAGUGUAACAAUCAGGUUCCCAAUAUAGGGCAAGGGCACUACUUAGUACCCAUUUAUGGAGCCAUUAUGCUACUCGUUUGUUUUUUAUUUAUUUGGUGACAUGCAGUUUUGUGUUUGACCACUGGGUAGAGCAUUGGCUCAGGGGAAAGCAUAACUGGCACGGUCAGGUAUGUGUAUAAAUAAUAAAUAAUACCCUUUCAGCGUGUCAGCAAUAUUUGUUUGCUCUGUACCGAACCGAUAGGAAAUGAAUGAACUGAAAUGGACAACAACAAACAAACUGGAAUGUGUGCUACGGUGAGCAUGCUCCGACAACAUUUUCUUCUUUCGAGUUCUCCCGCUUCGCCCCACACAUGGGUCUAAUGUAGAGCCGGUUAAAAGGCUCUAGGCCAUAAUGCACUGUUAAAGAAGUCGUUAAUUGCAGUGCUUUAUGCCUGCACCGGUAUUGUAUGCUGUGUGUGUUUAUCCCUUUCACUGCCAGCACAGGAUGCAGGAAAUGCAGAUUCUCGAUGCACCCCACAUUAAUGGCCUAAGUGAGGGGAUGCAAAAUCGGGAUCACAGAGGCCACCCAUUCCAUAUGACUGGUCCACCACUCAUCAACGACCAACCAACUUUCAUGAAGGAGAUAUACACAAAUGUGCAUUUCCUGUUGAAAAGUGUGAGCAUUUGUCGUCGCUACAUAGAUUUAACUCUUCUCUUGUGUUCCGUUGUUUAUGCAACUUCUCCUAUCCCUUUAUGUUUUCUCUUAUCAUGAAAUGGCUAGGUAAGUUUGGGGUACCCUUUCCAUGUGCAUCGCAUAGGUUUUUCUCUGUCAAAGACAUUAGGGUAUUGGUGUGUGCCACCCCUGUAGUUUUGUUAAAGUAGAGAGUAGGAAGGUUUGUUUUCAUUCAUUUCUGGUUACCUCUACUUUUAGGAAGACUGGUUGUCAUGAUAAGUUCUUUGAUUUGGCACCACCUCCAGCUCCCCCCCCCCCCCCCCCACCACCAUUUUUGUAUAGUGUGCCACACAUUAAAGAAACGUCACUCAACACAAGUGUUGUCACUCACCUGUUUUACUGGUUUAUGUUUAAGUCCCUUAUUUCCUAGACAGUCAGUAGGUUCAUAACAGAGGUGUACAACUUCCCACUCAUUUAAAAGCGGAAUCAUCCAAAGAUGCUCCGGCACAAACGUGUUCUUCCUGCUUGGCCGAUCCCCAGUGUUGGGAUUCGUCCUCUGCUCGCCUACUGAAGAUACGCUCCACCAUCAGGCCUUCUGGGACUGUUGGAAGACUUGGUUUACUUUCAGUUUAAAUAUUGAUGCAUAUUUAAUUUCAGAUGGUCGACUCAAGGCAUGAAAUUGUUCUUUGUUACAAAUAUAAUUGUAUUCAUUAUUUGGCAAUGGAGAAGAAUAAAAAUGUGCAAUAGUUAAGUGACUUAAGUCGUGUUUUGAU